AUCUGCGUUUUCUUGGUUUUGUUUUUGUUUUUGUUACUCAAGUGUCAGGGAACGGGAAUGAUCGAAGUACAUUUCCUCAGCUAUGCAAAUCCCAGGCAGAACGACCAUCAAAACAGAUGCUGUACCGGGCAGGAGGUCCAGGGCCGAUGCUCCUCACCCUGCAGGACAUUAUUCACAGUCUGCGUCGGUUUUUUACAUAACAUACAAGGCUGCUACUUGGGAAGGAAGUCCUCGGGCAUCCUGGGUAACAGCUCGUUCGUUAUCCCAUCCAAUAGCUUGUUGCAGAUACCAUGGCGAGCCAUCCAAUCGUGGCCGGUAAGAAUAAACCUCUCUUCUUAUGGAACCAUCCCAUUAGAGGGUACUUAUUAAUGACAAUCAUUGUCAAAAGUUUUGGGAAGGCUACUACUUUUUACGUCUUUUUUUGUUUUUUUCCCCGUACCCCCGGUGUGCCUAAUUGUUCUGUUAUAUACCAACACCGAAUUGGCUGGGCGGGUGGUACUAGCAAAACGGAAAACCCAUCUUCGUUUUGAACAAUUUGGACAACCCUUCCUAAGUACUUUUCUCCGACAUUGUAGUUUUAUUCGCGGAGUUUCCGAACUUUUCCAAGUUUUGAGGUCUUUGAAUCUUUGUCAAAAAUAUUUUGUCCAAGGAACCCCUGACUAGGGGUACCAAUGUCUGUUUUAAAAUAUGUAUUUUUAAUUAGACGGUUUUACCAGACUUUCGCUUUCGCGAUACUUCAAUAGUCUUUUCGACAUUUCAUUUUAAAACCUUAAGUUGUGAAAUACAAUUUCAUCCCUUAAGACUGCGAAAAAACUUGACUUUCGAACUCUGACGAGAGUGAAAAAUUGACAUCGAAGAAAUAAGUUCGAAUAUCGGAAAACGAAAAGUGUACCAGUCAACACUGUCCUUCACAAUUAAUCGAUACGACAGGGUUUUCCGCAAAAGUGAAUGCUUCCGAAGAAAUAAUUCAGUAUUAUAACCGAUUUACUGCAUACCGUAGAAGUAAAAACGAAAAAAACAGACAGUUGAUUUCAGAUCGUACUUUUUUCUUUUUUAAGACGGAUGUUGAUAUGUUCUAUAUUUUCUAUUUUGAGGAUAUUUAAUGGGGCGUAUUAUUGUGUUUGUUACUAGAAUUUCCGCUUGAAAAAGAGCCUUAUUUUUCGUGGGAAAUUUCAGUUUCGAUAGGUCUCCAAAAACUUGUAAUUAUUUCCUCUUAUUUUGUGAAUAGUUUCCGUAUUGUCUAAAUAGACAAUUUUUUAAGGUUCCUUUUGGAAAUUGAAAAGCAAAUGGAGUGACGUGAUAUGCUGUAGCUCUUAGUUGCUUUUUAAACUUUUGCCGGAACUUUCCUUCCUACCCGUUAAGAGGCUUAGUCGAGGAUAAAACACAACAGAGCGUUUAUGCACUGUUAGUGUUUGGGUUUCUUUUUAUUGUUGCAGCUUCCGAGAGGAAACAUCCUAAUGUCGAACAAUCGUUCCCUUCGUCUCUAUUUUAAUCUGUUUAGCAAAUUUUAGACUUGGAACGGGCGAUGGCGAUGAAAAUAUUGCAGAAGCGAGGACCACCGGCCUUGUUUCAGUCCAACAAUCGUGUAAAAUCACUUCAAUCUAUAAGACUCGAUUUAUUUUGAACGGAAGGAAAUGGGUUGUCGUCUUAAUGUCGAGCGAGGAAACGCAACUUAUUUUACUGUAAUACGAGGAAGGCGAACCACAAAGGCCGUAUAAACAUCUUCUUAGUUUGGGUCUAGAUUUUCAGGUUCGUGUCAAUGUAACAGACUGUUUUAACUACCCAUUGUAACUUCUUUAUACUUGGCCUAGACUGGCCUUCUCGCGGAAUCCUUUUUCCCCCUCUCGUUGGAAAGUUUCUAAUUAGAGAAGGCUUGCGAGUUCUGUAUGUUUUCAAGCCUCCACAAAAUAGUAUUCGUCAACGUUGAUUUUGUUGACCCCUUUUUAACAUCGGACCAAUUUGCGGACGGACAAUGCAUGGGAAAUAGUGAUUUGAAAUUUCUCACGGCCGGAUGAAGUGCUGUCACAUAAGCGAUAUACUGGGCUAUUUUCGUAUUUUCCGUUGUGAUGUGAUGUAAGAUAAAAUGAAUUUGAAAAUUUCCCAUGCGAGAACGUCUGAUAUUGAAGCCCGAUACGUGGGAGUCAAGGUUGGUCGGCCACGUUUGAUUUGCACAUGAUCACAGAAGAUUGUCUUAAUGGACAAAAUCCUACAUUCAACUGAAGCAUUUAAAAAGAAACUAUGAAGCGGUAUGUUCUUACAGUGCUGUCCAAGGUGGUUUUACUUUAAGUUACUUGUCUGUUGCUGUUGUCUGUAGUAUAGAAUAAGUUUGUGUUUUUCUCGGUCAGCGUUUAUCCUAAAUGGUCACCAGGAAUUAAUACGGCUUAAGAGUCCAGCUGAAGUGUUUGUGUCAAAAACGAAACACUAGUUCACUGACAGCCGCCUGGACUUGUCAAAAUUUCUGUAUGAGUACACUGAAAGCAAUUAAAAGUAUCUUUGACCAAGGAAAGAUGGAAGUAGACUAUUACCCUAAAAGAGUCUGACAGAAGUUGUUACUUUUGGAAGAAAUCGCUUUAUCGAAACUAUUGAUUAUGGUUCCGCUUACAACUGGAAAAUGAACUGAUAUCUUUCUCUUUUUUGUUUUUGGUGUUUUUCGUUUUUCUUGCGUUAGUGAGUGUACUUCAAAAUUCUAGCUUAGUUUACUCAAAACGUGGGGAGAUCAUCUGAAAGUUAUGUCACGUUGUUGGUAGUGACCUUUGCACGCGCCACUUUACUUACGCAUAAAUAUUGCAAUUUGUUAAAGCGUUCUAAGCUGCUUAUCGAACACUACAUCGAUUUCUGUAUUCUCAUAUAAUUUCCUAACAUUCGUUGCGUGUGCCAAUCAGUAUCAAGUGUUAAUUGCUCUCUCGCGCGAAUUUGUAGUGUGAAAGUAUCGAGUAUGUAAAAACAUUCAGAGCAUAACUCAUAUUUUUGUGUCUUUGCUUCACAGGGCUCAUUCCAGCUCGUUGUCACAGCUAAACAUCAAGGUGAGCAAAUGUCUUCGGUUUCUGUUUAGUGCCUAUUCAAUUUCAAUAUAUUUUUGGCCUGUUAGAGAGCUUUGUGCGUGAAGUUUUUAACCUUAAACAUUAACUGCUCUGGAAUGUUGCAGCGUGGAAGGUAAUGAAUGUGGGUGUUUUCAGACGCGAUAACCCUUUCAUUAUUGGGAUUAAAAUUUACUCUCGCCUCACAAAAUAGGUCAUUGCGGCACGCGAAAGGUUAUCUCUUGCAUCCAGACUUCAUGAACAGGAUAUAAUUUAAAUCGCUAACAACUUUCAUUCAACUCUUAAAAAAACACGGUGUCGAUGAAUGCUGUUCGUGUGUAGACAGUAAACAUUGAGUGAGUGAGAGUAUUCUCCCGCGGAAAAGGUCAUAUAUUAAUUCGAUAUCCGUUUGACACGCUACACGGCAAUAACAGUGCCGUGAAUUCCUUCAGCAAAAGCUUAAGAGCCAACGAUUCAAACAUUUCACUUUAGAUUGACAUUCUAUGGCGUUUGUGUGUGUAUACAAUAAUUAUAAAACCAUUUGUUCCUGGAGAGAAUCUUUGCUGUCAUUUGUUGUUUCAGUAAAGUCAUUGUUGAUUUUACACGCAAGCGAGUAACCCCCAGGAUUGAUUUGAUGGCUUCAAAAAUGCCCGCUCAGCGAUUCCAAACAUUGGAGAAUCCUCCAAGUCGUCUCUAGUGUCUCAAAGCUGAAUAAGUUCUUUCUUUCCUAAAUUAUGUCUAGUAUAUAGAGGCAUUCAGGAAAUGAAGACACGUUGUUGUUAGCUUUUGCAGUUAAUUGGCCCCAUGAUUUUUUUAUGGGCGUAAUUUUAACCUUUUAGUUCCUGUUCAGUCUUGAAAAAUCAUGUAAUUUUGUUGUUGUUUUAGCUUCUAAAUCCAGCCAUAAGGUCGUGUCGGUACAUCUUGCUUCUGCUCAUAAUUUUUUUCAGUCAGUUUUCAUUAACCCUUUCACUGCCAAAUGUGGCCAAAGGCAAAUUUCGACCAAAUAUCCAAAUUUCAUUUUCUAAAAUUUUGACAAACAAAUAGCAUCAUGUGAAAGUACAGGCAGAGAGCUUUCAUUUGAAUGGUCACAUCAUGGGAUUUCGUCCACAGACUCAAAAGUUAGAGUCACCUUACAAAACUCCAUCGAGCACCCUGGCAGUGAAAGGGUUAAGAGUUUUCAUUCACUCAGUUUCAGUCGAAGCUGACACGUAAAAGAGCCUAAAGAGCGACUGACACAGUAACAAAUAUAAAUCACUGUCUCAUUUCCUUCUCAUAAUACUCUAGCAUAGAUCUUCUUUUCUCCAGUUAUCUUUUUAAAUCUCUUAACUCACUUAACCUAUAUGUUCAAUAUCUCCGAUCGUGAUAAUGGCGUGCUAAUGAAGCCUGGCUAAACAGCUUAUGUGGUACGUACAAACAGCUAGUGCCGGGAUGUUAUGUUUGUAUCAGUUGAAGUGGGUUAAUGAGUUGUUCGGUCCUGAUAACCUUUUGCCCCCAUCGCCUUGUCAACGGAUUGUCCGGUUGUCUUAAAAACCAGCCAUAUCGGCGCGCUGAUAAGGUUAAUCCUCUAAAACUGAUGUUACAGGAUUUUCAUCCCAUCGACGAUUUUUAAUUUUAGCGUAGUUUAAAAGCUCUUUGCUAGAUAACUUUGGCAUCGUGUUCUGUGGAAUGCUAGACAAUCUUUGUUAGUGCCAACAUAUUGUGUGUUUGAGGCGACUAGGUUCAAAGACGUACAGAAACAUAUUGCCACAACACAUCGAUAGGAUAAGGUUGCUUAUUCGAUUUCAGUGCUGCGACUUCAUUGCAUUAAUCUAAUUGUAGUCUCAUGUGUCGCCGUGUUUUUAUAUGAAAUCAUAGAAUGUAAUGACUCUUCGAAACUGGCGACUACUCUUUCGACAAUAUCUUGAGGAGUUACAGCCAACCGAGUUUUGAUUUAGUUUGGUUUGGUUUACUCAUGACCGUAGAGAUUAAUUUUCGGCUUACUAUGUUGCCUCUUUAUCAUAUCUUCCGUCUAGUUAUUUGGCUUACGUUUGGAAAAUCAAUUAGUCUGAAAUUCGCCGAUUUUAUGUCUCGUUAAUUCCUAUUGUUUAGACACGAAACGCACGAGUUCAUAACCUUCGUAUAACUCUCUGUCUGAAAAAACAGGCAUUAAGAUAAAGCCGCUGUGUCGACAUAGUCACUAAGGAAUCAAAGUGAUACACUAACCCGAUAGAAAUCCGGAAAAAUGCUCUGAAGAAUUGACUUUUAAAUAUGCCUUUUUGAAUCUAAGGUAUAGUCCGCAAUCAACUUGUUAAAGUGAAGUUAGAAACACGUUUCAUCGCUCAAUUCUUGGCCGCAAAGGCCAACUUUCUUGGAAUGAUAGGCUUUCUCUUUUUAUCCAUAUUGCCAGGGAGUACCAGCCCAUAUCGUGCUCCAGUUUUUGACGUGGGCUCAAAAACGUUUUUUUAAAAAAACAUCUUUUCUGCACUGAUCAGAAUAUCAAAAACAUCAGCUUGGGUUUUCUUUGCGGAAAACUCCUUGAAUUCUGUGCUCAGCUUAUGAUAAGUUACUAAGCUUAAAGGUUUAUGGAGAAUAUGAACUGGGAAAGAAAGGUUAACUCGAUAGCCUCUAGCAGGGCUUAACCAGCUUGCGAACAGGAAAGGAUAAUUAAGAGUUAUAAGAAUUCUUUACUUAUUUGGCGCCAUUGCCCUCCCUAAAUGGCGUGCCAACAAAAAGUAAAAGCCACUGAGUAAAACUGAUACUUUGUGAAGGUGUUUCUUCCGCAAUUCCCUCGCAAACAGUGCUUACUGCACUCGCCUGUCCGGAAAAGACAAUCCACUGUUAAACGUAUACUUUGUGAAAUCUGUCGACUUCAGCGUUUCUAAAAUACGAUUUGCUGUGUUUCUGUUUCCUUUCCCGUUAAUAGUAAUCAGGGCUCAAAAAAAAGAUCCCGUCCGGUAGUUCCGUUAGUCCCGGACUUGCAGAGAGAUUUUCUUGCUGGGCAAGUAACUUUUAAAGUUGAGUAACGGUCGCCGCAAGUCAUCCUGUAACUAAAUCAUUAACAAAGAAGAGCAAAAAGUGACCCCGUGCAAGCAAAAUGUUAGAGCUGUUUGCCCAGAGAAUAAGCUGGAAUUCAAGCUUGUUUCGAGCCUUGAGUAAUGCGCUGGCAUUGAUCCACAUUGAUCAUUUUUUAAAAAAGGCUUGUCAAGCUUAUAUUUGCUAAAUAUAUACAGUCAUCAUUAACUUUGUAUAUCAUCCAAAAUCUCUAAACUUGAAUACUGUUUCACCCUACUUUUAAGAAAUCCUACACUUUGGCUAAACUUGCCGGCAUUGAAAGUUAAGGCGCAUUCUUUUACCAUCUGCUUUAUGCACUAAAGGAGAUCAUUUGUUGUUGUCGUCGUUGCUGCUGUUGUUGUUUUUUUCCGCGUUCUAUUCUAACCUUGGAAACGUAAGUUUGAGUUAGGUAUUUAAAUGAAUAAAGGGUGGAAUGAAUCAGAGCUUGAGCUGUCUUAAAUUUAUGGAGCUACCUUUCUGUUUGUGACUGAACUAUUUUUAAAAACUGAGUCAGUAAAAUGGAUAAAGCAGCUGUCAACCAAUUAACUUCUGUCAAGUAUUUUAUCAUUUCGUGUGUUUUUCCACCUUAAGCUUUAUCCAUGUCUAAUUACUCAAUCACCUUGUCAAUGUCUUUAAUUAAAGUCAGUUAUUUAUCAUGCAAAUGCGAUAAUAUGUUUUUGAUUGAGACCACACUGUAAAAAUUUCAAGUCGUCUGCAAAUACUUCGAUAGCGGAAAAGAAAGGUCUGUUUUUGUCCGGACAGCUGGAAAAAAUUAGUGGGAAAUGGAAGAGACGUAAUUCCAUCUAUCGCCUUUAUUUUAGCAGUAAAGUAUUCCGAUGGGAGUGCAGUGAUAUCCUAGAACUGAAACCAUCUAAGCCCCACCUUAACCAUUGCAGGUUAAUUUAAUCCUUAAGGGUGAUGUUACACGAGACGAUUCGCAACUACGAUUUUGAGCGUAACACAGCGUAUAAACAAUGUUUGAACAAUGCUGCAACCAUUCGAAACAAUGUCGCAACAAUGUUGUAAUGCUGUGUUGCGCUAAAAAUCGUCGUGGCGAAUCGUCUCGUGUAACAUCACCUUAAACACUCAAAGAAACGGGUUAUGAUAAUCAAUAAAAUGAUCACCAAUGGGGAAAUACUUUGAUCUUUUGUCAAAUUCUCUCAGCUAAUUCUCAAGAAAAUCUAUGAAGCUCAGUCUGGAGGAUUUGUAUGUGGAUACGUCAUAUUGGGGCUUACAGGGUUAAUAGGAGUCCUCACUCACUCUUUAAUUUCUAUCGAAGGAGGAAAUCCAGUCAAAGUGAGUCUUGGCCCAAUGCAAGAGAGAAUUAAGCGUCCUGUCUGAUAUCAAAAUUAUUUUCAAAUAACUGUACUUAUCUUGCAUUUCAAGGUUCAUUUGUGGUGUUUCCCACUUUUCCCUGGCAAGUCGACUGUUCUGGGAUUUACCGCGCUUGACGUUCGUGUUUUCCCGCGCUCGUCGCGUUAUGCCACCUGCUACACGCUUUCAUUCGCGCCAAUUGUUCAAGAAUAUUUUUCUUUCGAGCUCCUCGAUUGGCUAAGUCAACGAUUUAGGAGUUUACCGCGCUUGACGUCCUUGUUUUCCCGCGCUCGUCGCGUCAUGCCACCCACUACACUCUUUCAUGCGCGCCAAAUGGUCAGAUGUUUUUCUUUCCAGCUCGCCGAUUGGUUGACCUGGCCGAGGAUGGACUGUUAAGUCAUUGCCACAAAAACUCACUGCAAAUCAUUUUCUUUCAGGUGCAUCCAGUUCAGUAUUAAUCGAGGAAGCCGUUGUUAAAAGGCAAAACCUGCUACCAGGCACACAAUGGCAUAAUGUGAGUCACGUAGGCACAGUUGCGAACAUCACCUUCUCGUAUCGAGUAGUGUGUGAACAGAAUUAUUAUGGCGACUCCUGUUCCAAGUACUGUCUGCCUCGUAAUGACUCCAAUGGACACUAUACGUGUGAUAGUGAUGGUACCAUAGUCUGUUUACCGGGCUGGAAAGGCUCAUAUUGCACCGAAGGUAAUAGCUGUGUUUUACUGUGGUAGACUCAGCGCAUAUUAUGUGGUAUACUCUUACACAGAAAUUACAUUUAACUUACGAUUUGUAAGUGUACGCGGCUUUUAUCGCUUUCUAUCAAAGUGCCUUACGAACAACUUUAUUCCAGGCUAAAUUUAAAGAGGGCGACUUUCUUUUGGCAACGUUAUAACCAGGACAACAGCAAAGAUCUGCUCAGUGGCUUUCUCACAAUAGUCAAAAGUUACACUUUUAUCUGUGGCGUUAAGUUUUGAUACCAGUUCCUAUAGUUGGCUAAACUAUCAAAAUUUCAAACUCAUCAUCAUGUUGAAAGAUAGUAGAAAAUGGAUUUUGUCUGCCAACUGGACGAACUCCGUUUUUACAGUGUCUAGCAUACUGUCAACGAAACCACUCUGUAUCUAUCUAAAAUAAGCCUUACAAUGUAAGUACCAUCUUCCAGAUUAACUUUGCUCGGUAAAAUUAUGACGCGAAACGGAGUCUUGAAGUGGUUUUCAUAUUAUUCAAGUAGCCGACCGAAAUAAUUUCAUAGGCAAUUAGUGCAAUUACAGCAGUGGGAAUUCUAAAACAGAACUAUAAAACAGUUUAGACCUUACAUUAACUGGAAUUUUCAAAGUUUUAUAUACACGGUCGUGCUUCAGGCUGAUCAGUUUAAUGUAAGUAAGUACAAACUUGGGUAAAAAUUUGGAUUUAUCUUAAAACAAAAUGGCAAAUAUGUACAAAAUGAUCGCGCAAACUUAUACUUUGUAAAGCAAUCGAUUCCUGGGUUUCAUUUGGUGCGGAGGCAAAAAUCGAGUGCGAAGUUAGGAAGCUUAAUGAGUUUAAAUUUUCAAGCUUUGUGAACAAAAAAUCCUCCGUUAAGUUUAGUUAAAACAGUUUCCGCACUGAGUUCCUUAGGAAUAUCGCUUCUUUUGCCUGUUGUCCUUAUCUUUUCGUUCACAACAGUUUUUUUCCUUCAAAGUCAUUCAUUUGUGGAACAGCACUAGCCAAUUACCACUGAUCUAACGGAAUUUUUAUAGCUAGCAAAUAGCAAUUUUGUGGUGUACUAUUUUCUUGUGGAAGCCUUCCCUGACAUUUGCUCUAUUGCUCAAUUCCCAAUAACAAGAUUGACUCUUUAAGCCUCUUCUAGUUCUAUAAGCGGAAAUUCCAUGAAAGUAAAGGGCAAAACUCAUAGCCAACUUUUUCUCAAGUUUGGUUAAAAUUACAUGAUUUCUCACUCAACUUAACAAACAGAGGUAAAAACGUAACACAAGCUUUUUAUGUCUUGCUUCAGCGACUUCAGUCGAUNGCAACUUUGUGGUGUACUAUUUUCUUGUGGAAGCCUUCCCUGACAUUUGCUCUAUUGCUCAAUUCCCAAUAACAAGAUUGACUCUUUAAGCCUCUUCUAGUUCUAUAAGCGGAAAUUCCAUGAAAGUAAAAGGGCAAAACUCAUAGCCAACUUUUUCUCAAGUUUGGUUAAAAUUACAUGAUUUCUCACUCAACUUAACAAACAGAGGUAAAAACGUAACACAAGCUUUUUAUGUCUUGCUUCAGCGACUUCAGUCGAUACUUGAAAACAUUCAACAUUCCUGUUCCAUCAAUUUUUACCUUUUUUAAGAAACUUCUACUCAAUAUGAACACUUAGUUUUCGCCGUAUUUUUCCGUCGUUAGGACCUCGUGUAUCUAUCGUUUGUUUACCGUUUUUCAAGGAUUAGGCGUGUUUUGUUGCUUCUUUCUUCUGUAAGUUUGAUUAUUACACAGACUAACAAUACCAUCUGUAAGCUUCUUAUUUGAGCUUAGUAAUAGAUAUUCAAUAAACGUCGUCAUUUUCAAUCGAGGGGACAUAUAGCAAGUUCUCGGAACACAUAUUUAAAUUAUUGAAAAUCCUUUUAUUAGCAUCUCAGCUCAGAAUAUUUAAAUCUGUAGCAGAUUUUAACGAGAAAACUCCAUUACUCUGUGAACCUUGAUUAGUAUGCGCUCUCACGUUGUUCAAUCGAGUGUGUCGUGUCGCCCAACCCAAACAUUUAAUCUUAACAGACCGUAAAAUCAACAAUAUUAAACAAUAUUUUUCGUAUUUUGUGUGGGGGUUGUAUUGUUCAAGGUCGUUCAUUAAUGACCUCUUGUGCAGAGCACGAUAGUGUUAUUGUUAUUGUUUUGAUGCGUGUGUAUGCCUCGCAACUGUGCGCUUAAUUGGCAACUGCAGCUGGCAAUCGUUACGUGCCAAGGCAGGUAGUUCAACAGUUAUGCCUCUAUUUUAUUUUGCCCAAGGGCCCUUUAGAAAACAAACGCGCUUUAGAAAACAAACGGUUUGAUUAGCUUUUCCUCGCUGUUUGACUCGUGGUGCGUGCCCGUGUAGCGCGUAACGAGGGUGACGCGCGUGGAGAGCCUUGGUGACUCGUCUGUAUAAUUCGUAAAUGAUCGGUGAAAGUCUCUUAAACACGCGGAUGAUGAUAUGAAAUGGGUGUUGACGAAUAAAGACGUUCAGUUUCUGUAAAAUUAAAUGUGUUAUUCGCUUUGGCAAAAACGAAAAAUCUGUAGCAUUUGCUGCAAUUUCCACAUGCACAUCAUAUUUUUUCUGCACUAACAUACUUUCCCUAAUGUCCUAGUUGUUUGCCGAGAAGGAUGCCACCCAACUUACGGCAGCUGUGUCACGCCGAACACUUGCGAGUAAGUAAGCCAGUUAGCUACUUUCGAUGUUAGUGAUGCCCUCAAUUGGGUGGAAGUCCUUCACACAACGGAUGUUUAAAAACACAUUGAGGGCUUUUACAAACAUUCUAAAUGAACUAGAAACAGAUUUUUGAAUAUGGAAAAAGAGAAAAAACUGAAAUCAAGGGAAUCGAGAAAAUGAAGUGAGUACCAGAUCGAAGUCCAGCAUAUGAAGGUUUCACACAGCGCAUUAGCGAACAAACCGGUGUAUGUCUAAUAACCUUUCUGUUGUGUUCUUUUAUUUCCAUUUUAUCCCCCUUUCCAACAAUAAUAGCAGAUAUAACGAGGAAACAAUUUUAAAAACUCUUCUUUUAACGUUUCGGUCGAUAUGUAAAACUUCACGUCAGGUACAGCCGUACGUACUUUUUUGCAAUUGUCUAAAACAAGAGCAGCCAUUUGGUCCGCUGAAAUAAGCAAACGUGACAAUAAGAUUCAUACAUAUGGUUAAGCUAACCCAGCCCCUCAAAAAAAAGCUACCUUCUUAAAAACGUUGUAAGAGAUCUUUGGAUUCUUAGACGAGUGCGACUACGAGUACGAGAUUUUCUCAAAACCAAGUAGCGCGCGCGCGCGCGCGCGUUAACCAGCGUCAUUUUAGCGGGAAAACGUGAUAGUCGUUGUCAUUCUACUGAGGUUUUUAACUAUACCUAAAAAAAACUUUUAAUCAGAUCUCGUACUCAUAGUCUUUCUCGUCCUUGAAUCUGGAAAUACUUAUUGAUACUAAUGUUAAAACUUUCAUCAUCUCUUUAUAGUUGUGCAAGUGGGUGGAAAGGCGCAAAUUGCACGCAAUGUCGUAAAGAGCCCCGGUGUGUCCAUGGUACAUGUAGGUCGCCAUGGGAAUGUAACUGUGACUUCGGAUGGGGUGGAAUUUCCUGUGAUGUUGGUAAGUUUCUCCAUACAUUUGUCUGUUUAACCUAAAUUUCUCCUAGUUUUCAGUAUUAUUAGACCAGGGAACAUCUCAUCCUUAUUAAACGUGCUAUUUUCAGAUUUGGAAGUCUGCGGUCGAAAAAAGCCGUGUAAAAACGGUGCAACUUGCACAAACAUUCGAGGAGGACACUACGCUUGUUCGUGCGCAAAAGGUUAUACUGGAAAAAACUGCACCGUGGGUGAGUAGACUUAUUGCGACCCAUAUCGAUGUAUUUAACAAUUAUUCCUCGAGCCCUAAUGGGCUCUGAGUCAAUAGCCAAUGGGCUAUUGACUCAGAGGCCAUGAGGGCGAGAGGAAUAAUUGUUUCAGUAAAAUCCAACUAGUUGUUAAAAAAUAUCAAGACAAAACAACUUUAGCCAGAAAAAGCUACACUUUAAUCGAUUUUUGCACACCAAAUUGCCGGCGCUUUUCGCUACUAGUGGGCUAUAACAUAUAGCGUAGUAGAAGCUCAACCAAUCAGAACGCAGCAUUGAUAAUAGACCACUAGUUGGAUUUUACUAAAGUGAGAUAUUCCUCCCCCAGGCAAUAUCCGAUUAUUUGAUAGAAUUUAGAAGGGCCAUACACCGUUUAUGGCCAAAUAAACUAUUUGUAAAUGUGCUCCAAACUUCUAGUUAUUUGUGUCUCCAUGAAGUGGACAACACUACUGAUUCCACCACUUACUUUACCCACCUUGUUACCAACCCCCCUGGGAAUGAUGCUGGACCCACUAAGAGAUCUGCUCACUGGGACCGAGUCCCAUCUUUUUUUAGAGAGAGAAAUUUUAAGGAGGGCACAGCGGCUUAUUAUUUUGUCAUGCUUUGCAUUUUUCAGAAAUAAAUGAAUGUGCCAGUGAUCCGUGCUUUAACGGAGGAAACUGUACGGUAAGAUUAAAUUGUGUGUUGUUAUAUCAUGGUUAGUCUCCCACGCAGACGUUCUUUUGGCCCGUCGCGUGACGAACCCCUAAGAACGUUUGUAUGGGAGGCUUAAUUACGGUCUAAUCUAGCGACAAGGGCAAAAAAGGGAGUGGCUUGUGAAAGGAUGUGCUUUCUUUCUUUGAAACUUCCUUUUCACUCGCUGGCGGAGUGGACUGUAUUAUUUGUGUUAUACUGGAGGUAUAAUCAUUGAUUACGGAUCCAUGUUCGUCACUUACGGAAAAAUUACGUAAACGAAAUCGAGUCCAAAGGAGUCCAUUUUCCCAGCCAAGGUGCCCCUGAUAAAAUGAAAAGGGGCGGCUAAUUUGCAGUCGCCCGUGAUACAGUCAACUCUCGCCUUGCGGACACCCCGCUAUAACGGACACUCCGAUAAUACGGACAGCAGUAGCUCGAAAAUUUCUGCCUUAGUGCCACAGGAACACCAGAUUGGGAUGCGUUCUGACAAACGCGAUGAGCAGUGAUGAGUGACUGCUACUGGCUUCAGUCUUCGUCUCUGUCGGUUUCCUCCGACCGUGGGAGAUCUGAGUACAAGAUUAGGAUUGAUGUUGAAUUUCUGUCUAGAGGGUUUAUUAGUCAACCUUCAUUGUAUAUUAAAGGUAUUUCUUAUAUAAGCAAGCAAGAUGCUCAAAUCGCUUGAGUUAAAUUUGCAAUCAGCUAUUGAAGGGAAAUGAAAGUAGUUUGAGAGUAACGAAGAAAACUAUAAACCCUCUGUGGUCUAUUUUUUGGCCAGUUUCCUCUACUGUAAAACAUGAUUCCCUAGUCAGUAAGCUUUCGAGCCUCAAGCUCCAGCUGUCCAACAGCUGAACGGACGUGUUGCUGCAUUUUGAGCCCGAUUGUGGGCGAUUAACCCUUUCACUGCCAGAGUGUUUGAUGCAGUUUUGUAAGGUGACUCUAACUUUUGAGUCUAUGGACGAAAUCCUAUGAUGUGACCAUUCAAAUGAAAGGUCUCUGCCUGUACUUUCACAUGAUGCUUCUUGUUUGUUAAAAUUUUAGAAAAUGAAAUUUGCAAAUUUGGUCGAAAUUGGCCUUUGGCCACAUUUGGCAGUGAUAGGGUUAAGGGGCUUUAUCACGAGGAUAUUGCUGACGUAGGUCAAUUCUGUACCCAGUUGUUUUCAAGUUAUAAGUCAUGUCCAUCCUUGCCAUUCGUAGCAACAGAUGACAGGGAACAGUUUCAAUUCCUCAAUAUGGUCCGUUAAAUAACAAAACUGGACCAUUAUUUUUGGAAUUUAAUUGAUGUGAACACACGAUUCAGCUUUUUAAAAGGAUAGCGAAUGGUGUGAUAUACCCCUUUUAAUCUGAUUGCAGCAUUUUACUUGUUUUGCAGGAUCUAAUAGGAGAUUUCAACUGUUCCUGUCCCGAGGGAUAUAGCGGGAAACAGUGCUAUCCCGACUGUGGGCCCAAUAGAUGCCAUAAUGGUGGCACUUGCGUGAAUGGUAUUCGCGGCUACCAUUGCAUAUGCGAGAAGGGAUUUACCGGAAGUAUUUGUGAGGUGGUGAUACCAACAGUUCCUACGAAUCAUUCUUCGAGCAACAGUACUACCAAUCAGCCGAUUAAUACUAUUGAAAGCACUACAAAUGGAACUGUUAAUACCACAUUGGCAACGGCAACAACAACAAAGCAUACAACUAAAAAUGAGUCAAUGGGUAGGUAGUAUAUAACAGCUGGUAAAUGCGAAUUCAUGAGAGCUUGGAAAUGGCCUUAACCGGGCCUUUUUCUUAACGCUUUCAGGCGCGGGUCUAAGAUCAAUAGUGACCAAAGACGCAAACUUCUGGGGUGGUCUUGAGGCAUGCUAGCCCAGGAAAUUUUUUUUUGGAUUUUAGCUCCCUAAAGUACCCUUUCCUGGGUUUUCGAGUCUUUCAGAUACACUAUUGCCCAGAUUUCAACUUGUAGAGUUAUUUUAUUAUUAAAAAUAUAUUUAUCAUGAAAAAUCUGGCCGAUUUCCGUAGAACGGUGGAAACUGGUGUGGAUCCCCGCCUGGCUUUAGACGCCUAAAAUAGUCCAAAGAUACGUCAUGUAAUAACUGAUUAUUUCUUAAUGCAACAUUUUUAUUCGUUUUACAGGAGACACGUACAAUUCAGAGAGAAAAUCAGGUAGGUUAAACUUUGCAUAUUGCGGUGCAACAAACUCAACAGGAGACACUGCCUGAGUGGAGUUGGUGCUCUUGUUCUCCUGAUUAUUAGGAAACACAACUAAAAGAAAGAAAAAAAAGGGGGGAUGUUAUUUUGUGUAUGUGGGGGGACAACAAAAAAAGCGGGAGCCGCGGGGGGGGGGGGGGGGGGGGCGGAAUGCCAUAUAAAAUUGACAGGGCAUUUUUUGUAAAUUUCUUUAUGCACAGUGCUAAGCGUUACCUGAAUGGACAAAUAUAGUGACUUUCCAUCCUAAACACCCUAAGUGAGACCAAAAUCUGCAAUUUACACCUCAAAGCGAGACAACGAGCAUGCCCGCCACUUUUGUAUGGGAGUCCCUCCCCCCUCCCCCCUCCGCCGGGGGCCUCCGACUUCCAGGUACAAGCCACCCGGGUGGCUUAUAUUUGGAGGGGCGAUUUAACGGAGGGUUUUUUGCGUUACCGGAUUGGGGGGCUUAUAUUUGGAGGUGCUUAUACAUGGAGGGGCUUAUUUUCGGAAUUCUACAGUAAUUGUUUCAUUUCCUUCUCAGGGAUCACAAAACAAACUACCAUGAUCGUCUCCAUUGUGGUCUCUCUUAUAAUACUUCUUCUUUGUAUCGUCGCUUGCAUGGCAUGGAAAUUCUGGAGAAAACACAGGCGAGGUCCUGACAACGACACAGCGGGAACCGCUGAACAAUCGGCGCAAGCUGCUAAUCCGAAACAAAUAGACAUUGAGGAUCCUGAUUCAAAACAUUGUGCGGGCGCAAGGUCAGGAAAUCCUGAAAUUAUAAGAAAUUUCGUCGCUUCAAGACAGCAAGAAAAGAAUACAAAUAAAACGAAAGAGAACCUUGGAGAUGAAAAGAUUCUUAAAGGAAAAAAGUUCAGAGAAAAUACUAAGUAA
This is a messenger RNA of Porites evermanni, 15599 nucleotides long. The record is from the annotation of a GenBank genome assembly. NCBI's taxonomy places the organism in Eukaryota, Metazoa, Cnidaria, Anthozoa, Scleractinia, Poritidae.